Brugia malayi is the source of this 828-nucleotide messenger RNA. RefSeq lists its product as uncharacterized. Gene Ontology annotation, cellular component: nucleus; elongator holoenzyme complex; cytosol. The record is from RefSeq and is a predicted model, not a curated record. Gene Ontology annotation, molecular function: tRNA binding. NCBI's taxonomy places the organism in Eukaryota, Metazoa, Nematoda, Chromadorea, Rhabditida, Onchocercidae. The coding region runs from base 1 to 828 and encodes 275 amino acids. The transcript has 5 exons. Gene Ontology annotation, biological process: tRNA wobble uridine modification.
AUGGACGAUAUACGUUGGAAAAGUUUAGUAGUGGUGAAAGAUACUUUGCAAUGCAGUGCAGAAAAGAUUUGGGCCAGUUUAAUGCAUGAUGCCAUCGAGCGCAACAAAGGACGAAUUCUGGUGUAUCUGUUUACAGCAUGUAAAAAUACGCUGACUAAGCGAUAUCCUUUUAUGCUACGAUGUACGCUAAUAGAGGAAAUCGAUUCAUUUGCCAAUAUUUUUUGUAAAAUCAUCGCAUUGUUAAAAAAUGCUGAAGGGACAAUAGUGUUUUUCGAUUCGGUUGACAUUAUUUCCUUGGACAGUUCUUUUGACCGAGUGAUUGUAUUGCUAAAAGGGAUUUCGCAAUAUGCGACUGUCAUUGCACGAAUGCACGAUGAGUGUAUUUCUGCUCAAAACUGGGAGAGAUUGAGUUCGAUUGCUCAUACAACAUAUGCUCUGGAACUCAGAGAUUUAAUUACACCUCUUUGUACCAUUGUUUCAUAUAAAACUGAUGGGAAAAGAAUUGUGGGAACAGUAUAUAUCGACAACACAUUCCACUUAUUUUUCAAACAAUACAAAGCACAAGAUACGAAUAGGCCUGCUAAACGAGAUGGUAACUUACCGGUGCCCAAAAGUUCCUUCAAUGUCGGCCUUCACUUGAAAAAGUCGGAGCUUGAAGCCAGAGACCAUGUAUUUUUACCUUACGAGGCUGCUCAGAAAGAAGAAGAAUUAGUGAGGUUACGUGUGAGGGAAAAUCGGAAGAUUCGAGCUGGUGGCCGCAUUAUUUACACUCCAGAUGAAGCAGAUGAUUUCGAUGAAAGUGACCCAGAUGAUGACCUUGAAAUUUAA